This is a messenger RNA of Coccidioides posadasii C735 delta SOWgp, 2781 nucleotides long. RefSeq lists its product as uncharacterized. Gene Ontology annotation, biological process: DNA-templated transcription; regulation of DNA-templated transcription. Gene Ontology annotation, molecular function: zinc ion binding; DNA binding; carboxy-lyase activity. Lineage: Eukaryota; Fungi; Ascomycota; Eurotiomycetes; Onygenales; Onygenaceae. The record is from RefSeq and is a predicted model, not a curated record.
AUUCGACGCCAUGUCCUUGCCAUCAUUGAAUCAUCCUCCGACUAUUACUCCAGGGCGGACCCUCUCGACUCCAGUUUCCGAUCUCCCGCAGGCCGAAGUCGAUGCUAUCAUCCGCACCAAGCGCAAAGCUCGCGAGCCAAAAGCCUGUUAUCCUUGCCACACCCGCAAGGUCAAAUGUGACCGCAAUUUGCCUUGUGACGGCUGUGUGAAAAGAGACCAUGCCGACCUCUGUUCCUACGAACGCCCGUCCAAAAAACGCCAGGUUAUCCCUCCAAGUUUUAUCAAACAGGAAGGUGGCGAUGGUGGAACCACUGCGGUUGGAGUUGUGCGGACACAACCCUCCGCUGCCAUUGACCCAAACAGAGUGUCGUUGUCGAGAGACGAAUGGGAGAAUGUAUGCUCUAAGCUGAAAGAAAUGGAACAGACUAUCUCCUCGUUGCGAAUGGGCAUGGAGCGCAUCGACGUCGGCCCUCUUGCGUCUCCAGAAGUCCGGAGCGACAAUACCGCUGGUGUCCGGGACCCCCCGUCCCCGGACAGAGAAGGCAUCCACGCAUCAAAUGAAUUAGGGAAUGGGACAAUCCAUCUGGGCUCAAGAUCUGUGCUGGCUUAUAUUCUGGGUGGUUCCGGUACUUCCACAGAGGCUGCGCAGGCUCUCAGUGAGGGAGGAAUUCUUCCAAAAUUGGGCCUUGACAAUGAGCUGGUAACAUAUCCUUUUAUUGAUCUUUGGUCCUCCAACAGCUCAACAUUCGAUAUAAAUGCUGUUUGCAGUGCUUUGCCGGAUGAUGAACAGUGUUAUAGACUUUUCCGAUUCUACCGUGAUAUCGGAGGCACCAUUUAUCCUGUGAUACCAGAUAUAAACCACUUCGAAGCAAACCUAGAAAGGUUUCUGCAAAACAGAUCCAGUGGAGUUACCGCGGAUGGCAGUGAGGCAAUAGAUAAACCUUUCGGAAUGAGCAUAGCUUUCAUAGGUCUAUUAUUCGCUGUACUUGCUGCAGGCUGUCAAGCAUCAGACAUGUCAGGCAAGGAACGAGAACUGACGUCUCAGGUAUAUGUUUGUUGUUCAUACCAAUGUCUCCGUGCUAUAAACUUCGUGUCGCAGCCAAAUCUGCAGGCAAUUCAGACACUCCUCAUCAUAGGGAACGUGCUUUCCCAUAAUAUGAACCCCGGGGCUUCAUAUGUCUUACUAGGCAUGACUCUAAGGAUGGUCAUAUCCCUCGGUUUACAAGUUGAGUCUCACAAAUUCUCACCCGCUGAGAGGUAUAUUCGGAGGAAGGUUUGGUGGUCCACAGCCUGGCAAGAUAGCCACUUUUCAUUAUCCUACGAUCGACCUUCUACGAUGGCUUUCGGCCAUCCCGACAUUCCGUACCGGGCAAACUCACAACCAGGGAACAGAUCUUUCUUUGAGACCCUUUGCAGGAUAAUUGCCUUAACUCUUGAGAUUGUUCGAAGUCGUAUGCUGUCUCCCCAAUCUCAAAUGAGCUUUGCUGUCACCCGGGCAUAUCGAGAGGAAAUUAGGCGCAUUCUAGCUGACGCCGCUCCUCACUUGCGCGACCCCAAGUUUUGUACCACGCCAAAACAAAACCUCGAAAGACUUGGGUUGAAGUUACAUUCUUCCUAUAUCGCUUCGGAGCUCUGUCGACCAGCAUUAAAAGUAACAGCUGAUCCAACGGACGCAACAACUGCUGCUGUACGAAAAGAAUGCAUUCAGGCGCUCAGUAGAACUGUGGAGGCAUAUGUAGAAUUGCACGCUGCUAACCCACAGGCUUCAAGAUCUUGGAUCAGUUUACAACGAACCAUCAGUUCUGCAUUUCUUCUGGCGGUCCUAGAGGAGUCCAAACAUGAUGCCCACAUCCGCUGUCUUCUCCUACAACUUGAGCACGCGAUCGCAGAGCGGACGGCAGCGGAUGCAACCGACAAAGGACCCUCUCCUGGAGCUAGCAAAUCGGUAUCAGAAGGCUCACCCCACCUCAUUAGUGGUGUAACGAAUAUUCCCACGUCAACCCUAGAUCCAACCCAGAUUUCAACGACUUCCACAAUACCCGCGUCUGUGGCUACGGAUACGGAAACCCAAUGGCAGAAACCACUCACAAAGUCAUUACGUGCUUUACAAAAGCUGAACGCUGCUUUUAGCAUGCACAGCCGACAACAACAGGUCCAGCCUAUCGGGUCCCUACCCUCCAUGUCGUCAAGCCCUGGUGUAGGUGUGAGUAUCUCCGGGUAUGUAACGCCGUCUGGAUCUAUAGGUGGACCGUCAAUAAACGCUACAAGGGCCGGAUCAUUGCCUCCUCCGACGCCGGAAAGUUCUGGGAGCUCAGACUGGAAUCUCCCCAACCUGCUGGACCGGGCGGCCGAAUAUAUCCAUCCUCCCCUGUGGCCGUGACUGAACUAAAGGCCUCUUCCUCCCUUCCGGCUGGAACUUGGAUUCCUUCGUAUUAUGGUAAAUAUUCGAAGCAUCCUGUGCAUAUAUGAUUGUUACGGAUAUAACGGCGCUACGCAUACAUCCUAUAUAUGUAUGUAUGUAUUUAUAUAUAUUUCCUUGGCAUUGGAAUAGGGUGUUGGCAUGAAAUGCAUUUUUCGGUCACACUUUACUUAUAAGACAGGUGAGCUGUUGGCAUGGGCAAAGGCGUUGAGCUGAUAUUGUUCCUUGAGACAAGUGUGCUUUUGAGGCGAUUGUGAAAAGAUAGGAAAUUGGGGAAAAGUCAGGAGUAAAGGGGAGAUAAAUGCACCAAUAUUUUGGCUGGCUGUUUCGGAUACACUUUUUUUUGUUUAUGUUCAUAGCAA